GGAUCCAUAUCCUACACACCCAUAUUUUAAGACGCUACCUACCUAAUGUAAAAGCAGUGGGCUCGCUGAUCGAGAUAUACGUACAUAAUUACAUUGCAUAUCGCCCUGAGGGUGUCGUCCGUCUCAACGAAAAACGGCCCGGGUACUACAUCGGGCUAGUAAACGCCGCCCGGGAAAAGUCAAAGACUCUGUGUUCUCACUCUCUCGCGGCACGAGGUUGUACUGGUAAAAGCCAUCUGAACGAGGCUCGAGGGUGCUGUUCACACCAAACUGAAACAAUUUCUGUCGAGUCACGCCUGGCAAGGCCAACGGAUAAGAUUAGAAUGU
Clonostachys byssicola is the source of this 327-nucleotide messenger RNA. Lineage: Eukaryota; Fungi; Ascomycota; Sordariomycetes; Hypocreales; Bionectriaceae. The record is from the annotation of a GenBank genome assembly.